Molecule: messenger RNA, 663 nt
Organism: Vicia faba (fava bean)
Lineage: Eukaryota; Viridiplantae; Streptophyta; Magnoliopsida; Fabales; Fabaceae
Source: the annotation of a GenBank genome assembly
AUGUAUGCUUCUACUUCCUUUACUUCACAACUCAUCCAUGAGCUUUUUGUGGAUUCUCACACAAGAAGGCUACUCUUCCAAAACCCUGCUGAUCAUCGAUCACUAACCAACUCUCAUGUUUUAACAAACAACCGCAAUUCAACAGACUCAUAUUUUGGAAUUCGUCAAUUUGAUUCAAAUGUUGUAAUGAUACUUGCAGUCCUAUUGUGUGCGCUUGUAUGUUCACUUGCAUUAAACUCCAUCAUAAGGUGUGCCUUGAGGCUUUCAAAUGUAGCCAUCAACAACAACCAAGCUUCACAACAAUUGGCUAAUAAAGGAAUCAAGAAGAAAGCUCUCAAGACAUUCCCCAUAGUGAGCUAUUCAACUGACUUGAAACUACCAGGUUCGGAUAUCGAGUGUGUGAUAUGCAUCUCAGAAUUCACAAAAGGUGAAAAAGUGCGCAUAUUACCUAAAUGCAACCAUGGUUUUCAUGUUCGUUGCAUUGAUAAAUGGCUAAAGGAACAUUCAUCAUGUCCCAAGUGUAGACAGUGUCUUCUUGAAACAUGUCGAAAGAUUGUUGGAUUAGAUGCAACACCUAUAUUGCCAGUACCAGAAACUAUUAUAAGGAUUCAACCACUAAACCAUGAAGCUGUUGAACGUAACUAUAGGGAAGAAAGCAGAUAA